AUGUACCGGCGCGUCGCGCUGACGGCGACGGUGGCCUGCGGCGCGCUGCUCUUCAUCGGCCACCUCAAGCGCAAGUUCCGGCGCAACGCCUGCGCGGCGGUGCGCGUCUUCAUCCACCAGCUGCAGAAGGCGCGCCACGAGACGCUGAAGGUGACGUGGUUCGCGACGCGGGGGUUGGCCGACGGCGACGCGCUCCGCGCCUUACUCGACCCGCGCGUGGAGCUCGUCGUCGUGGCGACGGGCCGCCUCGCGGACGUCGACGCGGCGACGGAGAUCCUCGUGAGCGGCGACGCGCCGCCGUACGACGCGGACCCGGGCGGCCUCGCGCGGCUCGCGCGGCUCGAGGCGUUCCUCCGGGCAGCACAAGAGAGCGAAAUUCCCAACUUCAAAGGCUCAUAUCUCGGCCGUUUUCCACUCGCGUUCCUGCAGCCCUACGCGGGCGUGCCCGACGUCGUGGCCAAGGCGCUGCGCCGCGAGCGGCGGCGGCGCAACGUGAACGACCUGACGCCGCUCGUGUGCUGCAACUCGCACCACAACGCGCCCAUGACCGCGGAGUUGGCGGUGGCGCUCGCGCUCGCCGCGGCGAAGCGCCUCUGCGUCGCGGACGAGCGGCUGCGCCGGGGCGACUGGCGCGCGCGGGGCCUGCCCGCGCCGCCGCCGGGCUACGGGGGCGAGAGCCCCCUGCCCCAGCUGACGCUGGACGGGAAGAAGGCCCUCGUCGCGGGGCUCGGCGCCGUCGGCUCGCGCGUGGCCGUCGCGCUCGCGGCGCUGGGCGCGCGCGUCUCCGCGACGUCGCGGUCCUGCUCGGCGUCCAGGGAGACGACGCUCGCCUGCGGCGCCGCGUCGGCGCGGGUGACGCUCGAGCCGGCGGCGCGGUUCGUCGAGCUGCUCGCCGGCUGCCGGCUGCUCGUGCUGUGCGUGCCGCUGUCGCCGGAGACGACGGGCCUCGUCGACGCCGCGGCGCUCGCGGCGCUGCCGUCGGACGCCGUCGUCGUCAACGCCGCGCGCGGGCCCGUCGUCGACGAGGCCGCGCUCUACGCCGCGCUCGCGUCCGGCUCCGUCGCCGCGUACGCGUCCGACGUCUGGUACCACUACCCGGCGACGUGGGACGACGCCGCGGCGACGGCGCCCUGGAGCCCGGCCUGCGACCUCGCGGCGCUGCCCGCCGCGGCGACGGUGCUCUCGCCGCACCGCGGCGGCGCCGUCGGGCUGCCGGAGACGGAGCGGCGGCGCUACGCGGCCGUCGCCGACGCGAUCAACGCCGUCGCCAAGUCCGGCGACUUCGCCCGCCUCGCCACGGGGCCCAUCGGCGGCCUCAACAUCGACGCGGGCUAUUAA
Aureococcus anophagefferens is the source of this 1338-nucleotide messenger RNA. RefSeq lists its product as hypothetical. The coding region runs from base 1 to 1338 and encodes 445 amino acids. The record is from RefSeq and is a predicted model, not a curated record. NCBI's taxonomy places the organism in Eukaryota, Pelagophyceae, Pelagomonadales, Pelagomonadaceae. Gene Ontology annotation, molecular function: glyoxylate reductase (NADPH) activity; hydroxypyruvate reductase [NAD(P)H] activity; NAD binding. Gene Ontology annotation, cellular component: cytosol. The transcript is spliced from 2 exons.